Molecule: messenger RNA, 2040 nt
Organism: Cervus elaphus (red deer)
Lineage: Eukaryota; Metazoa; Chordata; Mammalia; Artiodactyla; Cervidae
Product: serine/arginine repetitive matrix protein 3-like
Exons: 3
Coding region: 42-839 (265 amino acids)
Source: RefSeq, a predicted model, not a curated record
GCCGCGCCGAUUGGCCGGCCUCCAGCGGACUCGGGCGGCCUAUGCAAAUGAGGCCGCGCUCGCAAUUAGCGGCCGCGCGGCGAGGAGGGGCCGUCGCCUGCGGGACCCGGGCGCGCGGCCGGCACCGCCUCACAUCGCGGGCUCCGCGGUUUUCGUCGCCCGGUUGCGGCCCGGCGGGCCGGGAGCUGCUCCGGCCGCGGUGGCCUCCCGGCCCCGGGCGCAGGCAGCAAACUUUGGCGGCGUCCGCGCGGCGCCUCUUUGCCGGCGCGCCGGGCUCGCCCCUUUAUAGUGUCUGCGCCGCCGCCCGCGCCCCCCCGCCGCCGCCCGGCGCCCCUCCCGGAGCGGGCGGCCGCGGGCAGGGCUCCGGCCGGCGCCUUUGUCUCUCCGGGCCGCUCGGGAGCCGAGCCUCCUGCGCUCCGGCGCGGAGGGCCGGCCGGUCGGCCGGCCGCCUGCCUCCACUGGUCCUCGGCGUUUCUCCGCACGCCGGCCCCGCUCGGGCUCAGGUGGUGUCCCCGUCUCCGGACCUUCUCUCCGGGCUCGUGUCCGCUCUUCGGGCUCCCCCAGCGGCCGGCCCGGCCCAGAGGCUCGCGGCCGGAGCGGAGCGGAGUGCGCACGCCGGGGUGGCGGGACUUCGGCAAGACCAACUUUCCGAACCUUCCCUCUUCCCAGCCGGUGUUCUCCCGCGCGCCUCUAAUUGUGUAAGUUUCACGAAGCAACAGCUUUGGGCUCCAGGUAAAGCGCAGGAAAAUCACAACAGACGAAGGAAGCGCACAGGUUGGAAUCGUCUCCUAAGAGACUCCGCCACCGCUUUUGCCACCCCCUCCCAACCAGAUUCCUGAAGAUUGGUUUUGUUUUGCUACUUGGUGGCAGGAGUAUUCACUUAGAAGCGGAUGGAAGUUCUCGCGGCGUCCGAACCCUCUCAGAGGAAGCCCGCGCCCGGCUCCCCCGCAGCCUUCGGGCCCCGUGGCAGCGACUCAUCCACUUCGGGCCACUUUGCACGCACCGCCCCCCGCCUUUUUGUUCCUAAAGCCAUUCGCCCGCCUCCCCCAGCCCCCCACCCCCGUCCCCCACUCUCUCCAACCCACUGGCACGAUUUCCUUAGGUCUUUCCCGGACUUCUAAACGCCACUGUCUAAUUCCGUCGACUCGUUUUGCAUUUUCUACGGUGUGCGGUCGUGGGAAGGAUCUUAAGUCCCUCCAGCGAAGGCGAAUGUGAGGCCCCGGCCCUUUAGCUGUAAGAAGCGAGCCGUCAGAUCGCAGACGUGUCCGCCCGCCGCGAGGCGCUUUGUGAGUGGGGAGACACGGCAGUCUGGGCUCGGCUGCGGCGGAUGCCGGGGCUGCCACAGAACGAGCUGCCGCGAAGCCGCACGCCGAGCCGGCGGUCCGACCUGCUGGGGCGCGGGGUGCGGUCCUCGCCCAGGGUGCGCGCGGGGUGGGGCCGGCGGGGCGUAGGUGCUACUCCACCUCGCUCCCCGCUCUCUCUGCGCUCGGAUUUCGUUGAGAAGAUCGAGCAAAGACUUGGACGGAACCAGGGACGCAGCGGAAGGGGAACCUAGACAAACUCCCCGCCAAGGCUAGGUGGUGUGGAUCUGUAAACCUUUUAAAAGCUUGACUGGGGUAUUCAAGAUCAAUAAAAAAAAGAAAAAAAAAACAAAACAAAGUAGAGGCCGAAAACAAAAGGCGAGUUACCUCCUGAGUCUCCUGUUCUCCUUCGCCUCCCUCCACUGAGGUCUGAAACUUUUCUUUAAGUGUUUUUAUGUAGUGCAGGAAGUUUUAAUGAAAGCAUACUUGUCUUAAGUUCGAGUCCCAACAUUAGCUACAGUGCGAGUCGACAACGUGUCAAGAAAGGUGUUUUCACAGAUGAGGUACCAGAAUGUGUCCUCCAGCCUCGCCCAAGCGAAAGGACCCCCGGAGCUGUGCAUCAGAGGUGUGGAUACCGACUUGUGCAGGCAACACACAGGUCUUUGCCAUCACAUGACCACUGUCUACUACAGUAUUGUAAUACCUAAACACUAUUGCAAAAACAAAAGUUGCUUUUCUU